Messenger RNA from Peronospora belbahrii, 321 nucleotides. The record is from the annotation of a GenBank genome assembly. NCBI's taxonomy places the organism in Eukaryota, Oomycota, Peronosporomycetes, Peronosporales, Peronosporaceae.
AUGUUGACGAAACCUGUGCGUAUACUAAGCGAACGCAUUAUGAGCCGCGGCUUUGAGCCUACAGUCGUGCGCCUGAUGGAAAAUGUGCAAAAGGUAGUGCGAGCGCAGCCUGGACUGAUUUCAUUGGAGUCACUGAGUGACGUAAACGACCACCACAAAUACGUGAUAUUGUCAGAGUGGAAAUCACUCAAAGAUUACAAGGCGUGGACAGCAAGUGAUGCUUACAAGGAAUGCACAGAACAAAUCAAUGAAGUACUGGAUGUGCCUGGCAAGAGGACAACCAUUUACAAGCAGCCAAAGGAUGACAUUUUUCUUUUGUAA